AUGGCAGCGAGGCCGCUUAUUACCGUUCACAAUGAAAAAGGUGAAACCACCACCACAAACAUUACCCUGCCUGCUGUUUUCAAGGCACCUAUUCGACCAGACAUUGUCAAUGUCGUCCACUUCCAGAUGCUGAAGAAUACUCGUCACCCAUAUGCAGUUUCUGAUAAAGCUGGACACCAGACAUCAGCUGAGUCUUGGGGAACUGGCCGAGCUGUUGCUCGUAUUCCCCGUGUGAGGGGUGGAGGUACCCACAGGUCUGGCCAGGGUGCUUUUGGCAACAUGUGCCGUGGUGGUCGCAUGUUUGCCCCUACCAAGACCUGGAGACGCUGGCACAGAAAGAUCAAUGUCAAUCAGCGCAGAUAUGCUAUUACAUCUGCCAUUGCCGCAACUGGUGUCCCAGCACUAGUCAUGUCCAAAGGUCAUCGCAUCGAAGAGAUCCCAGAAGUUCCUCUGGUUGUUAGUGACAAAGUGGAAGAACUGAAGAAAACUAAAGAAGCUGUUGCUGUUCUAAAAAAGCUGAAAGCUUGGUCUGAUAUUGAGAAGGUUUACAACAGCAAACGUUUCAGAGCAGGAAAGGGUAAGAUGAGAAACAGACGUCGCAUCCAACGCCGUGGUCCUCUUGUGAUUUACAAUAAAGACAAUGGCAUCACUCGUGCAUUCAGGAAUAUCCCAGGUAUUACACUGAUCAGUGUUGACAGACUUAACCUCCUGAAGAUCGCUCCUGGUGGUCAUGUUGGAAGGUUCUGCAUUUGGACAGAGUCUGCGUUCAGACGUCUUGAUGACAUCUACGGCACCUGGCGCAAGGAAUCUAAGGAGAAAAAGGGAUACAACCUCCCUAUGCACAAGAUGGCAACAUUUGAUCUAGCCAGACUACUGAAGAGUGAUGAAAUUCAGGCUGCUGUGAGACCACCAAACAAGGAAAUCAAGAGAAAGAUUCUGAAGAAGAACCCUCUCAAGAACUACCGUGUGAUGGUGCGCUUGAAUCCCUAUGCUAAGCAUGCCAAGAAGCAAGCUAAGCAGAUUGAAACUAUUCGCAAGCGCAAAAAGGAAGAACUGCUCAACAAGAAGAGAGGGAUUACCAAACCCCUGGAGCCGCUUCCCAAGGGCAAGGCUUCUGCUAAGAAAGCCAAGCGUUUGGCUAAAGUUGCCAGCAAGAAAGCUGCUAAGAAGUAG
Messenger RNA from Candidula unifasciata, 1173 nucleotides. The record is from the annotation of a GenBank genome assembly. Lineage: Eukaryota; Metazoa; Mollusca; Gastropoda; Stylommatophora; Geomitridae.